Messenger RNA from Rotaria socialis, 375 nucleotides. The record is from the annotation of a GenBank genome assembly. NCBI's taxonomy places the organism in Eukaryota, Metazoa, Rotifera, Eurotatoria, Philodinida, Philodinidae.
AUGGGUGGUGCUAAAAAUCUGACAGAAACUGAACAGAUAAAGUUGAACUCAUCGAAUUUACGAUAUUUUGUUGAAACGAGCUGUUCUUAUUCAGUUUCCUUUCAGAAAAUGGCCAAUAGUACUUAUAAAUCGGAUUUCGGAGACAAUUUAACUGUGCGAUUUUUCAAAUUUGACAGAAAGGAUGUGAAAAUGUUUGCAGCUGUGACUAAUUCAUACGCAACUACAGUUACGGCAAAUACAGUGACCGUACAAUUCGUUGCGACUAUAUUAUCCAAUCGUAAUUUAUAUUUAAUUUUUCAAAAUGAAGUGGCUCAUUCAAAUAAACUUGAAACACGUAAUCGAAUGGCUAUAACUCGACUAUGCUUCAAUGGUUGA